Messenger RNA from Punctularia strigosozonata HHB-11173 SS5, 909 nucleotides. RefSeq names its product WD40 repeat-like protein. The transcript has a single exon. Bases 1 to 909 code for a protein of 302 amino acids. Lineage: Eukaryota; Fungi; Basidiomycota; Agaricomycetes; Corticiales; Punctulariaceae. Gene Ontology annotation, molecular function: protein binding. The record is from RefSeq and is a predicted model, not a curated record. Gene Ontology annotation, biological process: iron-sulfur cluster assembly. Gene Ontology annotation, cellular component: cytosolic [4Fe-4S] assembly targeting complex.
AUGACGCUGCGGUCCACCAUGCAAGGCCAUACACAUACCGUGUACUCUGUUUCGCUCUCCCCGGAUGGCUCCCAAAUUGCCUCGGGCUCUGGGGAUAGCACGAUCCGAAUAUGGAAUGCGGACACCGGAAAGGAAGAUUGCGAGCCUUUACGAGGGCACACGAACGACGUCUCUUCGGUGGCGUUUUCCCCCGAUGGGAAGCGCCUGACCUCGGCCUCACAUGACUUCACCGUGCGACUAUGGGACGUGAAGACGGGGCAGCAGGUUGGGGAGCCGCUCGAAGGGCAUACGCGCGAGGUUAAGUGUGUUGCAUUCUCGCCCAAAGGCGACCGCAUCGUCUCGGGCUCAACUGACAAGACGCUCCGACUCUGGGACGCGCAGACGGGACAGGCCGUCGGCGAGCCUUUACACGGUCACUCCGACUGGGUUCUUAGCGUCGCAUUCUCACCGGACGGUAAAUACAUCAUCUCUGGAUCCGACGACGGAACCAUUCGAUUCUGGGACGCCAACGCGGCCAAGCCCGUCGGGGACCCGUUGCGUGGCCACAAUGACGCGGUUUGGCCGGUCGCGUAUUCCCCCUGUGGCGCGCACAUCGUCUCAGGGUCCUACGACACCACGAUCCGGAUCUGGGACGCCAAUACAAGACAGACAGUACUGGGCCCAUUGAGAGGGCACAAAGACACGGUCCGCUCCGUGUCAUUCUCUCCGGAUGGCCAGUAUAUCGUCUCUGGCUCCGACGACAGCACGAUCCGGAUAUGGAACGCGAAGACGGGACAGACCGUAGCGGGGCCUUGGGAAGGCCGAGGUGGAGGUGUGAUUUGGUCCGUUGCCUUCUCGCCUGAUGGCAAGCGCGUCGUCUCAGGUGGUAGUGACAAAACCGUGAAAAUAUGGAAUGCGGAUUUGGAUUAG